UAAAUAUCGCGGAGUUUCCUGCUGUUUUGUAUGUGUGUGGCAGGCGUAGUUUCAGGCAAGUCCAAGAAAGGUGGAGACUUUCGGGAUAACUUCCUGCACAAUAAUCUUGAUAUCAUUAGCUACAAAGAUAGGUUUGGUCGGCUAUUCAAGCAAAGGCGAAUGGCUUAACUGUGAGCUAAACUUGAUUAUUGGUAGUGAAUUAGCAAAAACCACCUUGGCUUAGUAAAUACACAUACAGUAGCUAGCAUUCAAGCUGCUAUAUAACGCAAGCAACCGGAUAGCAGAUUCCAAACAUCUGAUAGCGAGACGGUCCUGGCUACAUUGAAGGACAGUAUGGUAGAGGUUGUGGUGGAGUAUGAGUAUGAAGCCCUCCAUGAAGAUGAGCUGACCCUGAGGCUGGGAGAAGUGAUCAGGAAUGUCCGCAGGAUUGAGGAGGAGGGAUGGAUGGAGGGAGACCUCAACGGGAAGAGAGGACUCUUCCCUGACAACUUCGUCAAGGAGGUGAAGAAGGAGCCCAAGGAGGUGAACGUGACCAAAGAGGAGGCCAAGGAGGAGGCGCAGCCCCAGCGGAGAGAGAAGAGUGCGGGGAACGUGGCCAACCUGGUCCAGAGGAUGAGCACCUAUGGCAUUCCAGCUGGGGGCUUCCAGCCACACUCAAUGCCCCGCGGACUCAAGAAGAGUAAGUCAGAGCCUAAGAAACGGCAGUGCAGGGCUCUGUUUGAGUAUGUGCCCCAGAACGAGGAUGAGCUGGAGCUGAAGAUAGGGGAUAUCAUCGACAUCAAUGAGGAGGUAGAGGAAGGCUGGUGGAGUGGAACCAUGAACGGCAAAUCAGGACUGUUCCCCUCUAACUUCGUCAAAGAGAUCGAGACAAACGCAGAUGGACAGACGAACGACUUAACAGAUGAAGGAGAUGGCAGCGGUAAAGAAGCUCUGCUCCCCCCCUCUCCCACCCACCCCUCUCCAGGCAAUGGAGUGAUCACCCAGCCAAAGAAGAUUCGGGGGGUGGGCUUUGGGGACAUUUUCAGGGAAGGCUCAGUCAAGCUAAAGGUCCGCCUGCCCAGCACAGAUGGAGAGGAGAAGAAAGACAAACCAAUCCCAUUAUUACCAUCUGCCGCAAAGCCCGCCCAUUCCAACGCGACAGACUCACAGAAAGCAGAGGGGGACAGCAAAGCAAAAGUAAAAGAAUACUGCAAGGCCACCUUUGCUUUUGAAGCCACAAACGAAGACGAGCUGACACUAAAAGAGGGUGACGUCAUACAGAUCUUGAGUAAGGACACAGGGGAGCCGGGGUGGUGGAGAGGGGAGGUCGGAGGUAAAGAGGGGGUUUUUCCUGACAACUUUGUGGCUGUGAUGUCAGACGCAGACAAAGAGCCGGCUCCCACAUCAAGAGGAUCAGUCAAACUGUCUCCCAAGCAGGAACCGGAAGAGAGACCCAAGAAGCCACCGCCACCAUCAAAAAGCAUAGCUCGCAAACCCGAGGUCCCGUUGGCUGACAAGAAGCCCCUGCAUCCGCCUCCUGAGGACAGAGGUGACAAGACAGAUCACAAACUGUCAAAGCCUACUGCCCCCCUGGUCCCUCCCAAGAAACCUGUACCUCCGCCAGGCAAGGGCAGACCAGGCAUCCUCCCCCCAAAACGACCAGACAAGCCUCUCGCUCCCUCCCUAGGGGCCAAGCACAAUGGAGAGGUGCCUUCCAUACUCCCAAAGUCAGACUUUGAGACAACGUUACCCAGCAAACCAAAAACGCUGUCGAAUGACCUUGACAUGGACCUGAUGAGCUUUGAUGAUCUGUCGUCUACCUCUGAUAAGCUGUCUCACCCCACCACUAACAGACCAAAGAUGCCUGGCAGGAGGCUGCCCGCUCAGUUUGGAGGAGGCCACUCUCCAAACAAGGACAUCAGCGUGGAGAAAACCUUCAAGUUUGACGAGGAGGAUCGCCCCAAGCCAAAGUUGAUAGACACAAGAAAGCCAUCCAUGCCCAGCUCACUCUCCCAGUCUCCUGUCCUCAAGCCCAGCCCAUCCCUGUCGGAGGGGCUCAAAGCCAGCCCGGCUUUGGCCCCUGACCGCAGAAGCCCCAGCCCUAGCUCCAGCCGAAGCCGCAGCCCAGGCCCUAGCACGGAGACCAAGCCCAAGGCAGAGUCAGAGGAGCAGAAGUCUGAGCUGCAGGACCUCAGAGCCCAAAUGAAAGAUCUGCUGCUGUCUGUGGAGCUCCUCAAGACCCAGCAAAUGAGAGAGAUGGCAGAGCUGAGGAGCGAGCUGGACGAGGAGAGGUUGAAACGAGUGGCCCUGCAGAUGGAGAUAGAGAAAUUAAAGAAGAUGGUUCAUUCAACGUGAAGUCUGACCCAAUCAGCCUGGAACAUCAGUCACCUAUCGGUCUGUCGCUGAGUACAAAGAGGAGGGGGACGAUGACAUUCCUAUAAUACUUUGAGUUAUCAUCAACCUAUUCCGCAUUUGUAAGAUUUACAUUUUUGCACAUAUUAAGGUUUUUUAGUUAUAGAAAGGUGUAAUUAAAUACAGAUGUAUAUGUUUUUUGUUACUUUUUUUCUCUAUUUUUUUGCCAACACAAACAAUCGAGGCCUUACUAACUACUGUGCUGGACUGGCAGUCUCUGCAUUCUCUAUGGGAAUGUGUCAGGGUUGCUCUCAAUACUACUGAUUCUGUAUAAAGCGAUAGGGGAUUCUUUUUGUUUAAUUUUUUUACGACUUGCAGGUAGUUGAUUUUAAAGAUGAUUCUGAUUUCAGUUAAAGUAUCCAUAUUAGCCUCUUUAUAUCAUAAUGAAUGAUAUUGUGAUGUGCCCCUGUUGCUACAGCAGUGUUGUACUCCAUUGCUAUGGCAUAAGGGAUCCUUUUCUUUGUUGUUAUUUUUCUUCUUACAUUCCUAUCCAGGGUAACACUAUUGUGCCUGUUAAACAAAUAUUCAAGUGUUAAUAUUGGGAGAUUACAUUUAUCAAACUGUUUAGACUUGCUGAUUAUAUAUUUUUUAAAGUACUGACAAUGUGCUUAGACAUAUAUUAGAGAGGGUCCUUUUUUUUUCUUCAUUUUGUCUUGUUCUUCUUGUAAAGGACAAGUCAUGUGGAAUGGUUAUCUCAGAAAGAGAGCGACAGGUGUGUUAGAGAUCAUAUAUUUAGUACCAUCAAAUACAGCCAAUAAUAGAGCACCAGUGGUUUAUGAGAUAAAUCUCCAUUUUAUUUCACGCCACGGUCAAAAUUGUGGCUUAUUCAUCGAUUUGUUAUUAGCUUGCACAACUCCUGUACGCCAAAUGCUCUGACCCCUCUUUUAUGAACCAUAUACAGCUCUCUCUCUAACUCUCUCUGUAAAAGAAAAUCAUGUGUGCUUUGAAGAGUGAGCAAUCUCUUUCUAACCUCCCAGAUGAGACCGGAAGUCCUGUAUAGCAGUGACCUUUGUGUGUUUCCAUGUUACCCUGAAUGUGUCUGGUUCACACGUCUUUAUACUUGGACCAAGUAGAAACGUGGAGCAUGGAGGCUAACUGGACAUAUAGCCCAGUACACAGUAUAUCUGCCAUUUCUCAUUACUGUAAGCGAGAGGCUGAAUGGAAAGGUAUUGGGGGAAGAGAUCUACUUGAUACAGAAGGGUUAAGCUCUGUACUGUACCUAUGCAUAGCCAGCACCACUUUGUAAUUGAAACGUCUGUUGUGACUGUCUGUUGAAUGCUCAACAUGUGUAAAGGUAUUGGAGGACCCAGACCCUGCUUGAGUUGAAAGCUGUAAAGAUGGCCUCCACAUCACAUUAGCGUGGGCAGGCGUGAACUCAAGGAAGGACAAGAUAUUUUUGUUGGGAUGCAUUCAGUGUACCGCUCAGACAAAAGCAUCUGUUGGAGGUUGUCGCUAGAUUAUGCAGCAAUUUGAUGAUUCCUAACUUACCCAUCAUGAUCAGAAGGAUGUUUGCCUCGACUUCAGAUCAUCCUGAACGCUGUGGAUGGCCUUUCUCUGCAUCCUUCUUCAUAUUCUAUUUUAGCAAGCUAAAUAUUGCUUUACAUUUUAAAUAUAUAUACUGAUCACACAAAAUGUCUUAUCCAGGAAAUUAUAGUUUUUCCUUCACACGAGUACACCAAGCCGUGUACCAACCUCAGGCUUAGAAUCUUAUCCAUUAAAAGAAAGCAUUCCUGAUCAGGGACUGUGCUCGCACGCGUUUGUGUGUAUGCAUGAAAGGAAGCCUGAAAGCCUGUGUAUGUGUCUGUGAUGUUGAGGUUGGGUUUUAGGUUUGUCCUAAGCGUGUUUGGCCUUGUUGACUGGUCCGGGUAAAAUAAAGGGCAAGAUUACACGUUGAUCCCUAAAGCAAUAAGAAUCUGUAAUGUCUUACUUUUUUACAUCCCUCAAUGUUUCUCAUGGCUACAUUCUAAGUUGAGCUUGAGCAAAGAGAUAAUCACACAAAUAUAUAUAUAUAUAUAUAUAUAUAUACACACAAAGACAAAGCUAUCCAUGUAACUGUCAUUCAGCUUAAUACUGUACAUUCCAUUAUUUGAUGCAAAGAAAAUAGGAAAUAUGUGCACAUUUAACAUCUUUUCAAGUGAUCUUGUUUACAUGUGCUGUGAAAUUGCAUGAACUGAGAUUCUUUCCAAAAUGAAUAAAUAUAAUCUUAAUUUA
This is a messenger RNA of Coregonus clupeaformis (lake whitefish), 4602 nucleotides long. RefSeq names its product CD2-associated protein. Gene Ontology annotation, molecular function: protein binding. The transcript is spliced from 19 exons. NCBI's taxonomy places the organism in Eukaryota, Metazoa, Chordata, Actinopteri, Salmoniformes, Salmonidae. The coding region runs from base 334 to 2334 and encodes 666 amino acids. The record is from RefSeq and is a predicted model, not a curated record.